This is a messenger RNA of Phragmites australis (common reed), 2130 nucleotides long. RefSeq names its product DNAJ protein JJJ1 homolog. The transcript has 3 exons. The record is from RefSeq and is a predicted model, not a curated record. Bases 94 to 1893 code for a protein of 599 amino acids. Gene Ontology annotation, molecular function: nucleic acid binding; zinc ion binding. Lineage: Eukaryota; Viridiplantae; Streptophyta; Magnoliopsida; Poales; Poaceae.
AAUAAAUAUUGCACGGCAAACGCCUCUCCCUUCCUCCUCGGCACCACCUCCGAACUCCGUGGUCCAAACCCUAGCGCCGCGGCGGCGGCGGCCAUGGCAGCCGCGGCGGCGGGUGCGCCCAAGCGUUGCUACUACGAGGUCCUGGGUCUCCCCCGAGACUGCUCCCUGACCGACAUCAAGCUCGCCUUCCGCCGCCUCGCGCUCUCCCUCCACCCCGACAAGCAGCCCCCUGGCUCCGACAUCGCAGCCGCCACCGCCGCCUUCCAGGAGCUCCAGCACGCGCACUCCGUCCUCUCCGACCCCCAGGAGCGCGCCUAUUACGACUCCCACCGCUCACAGAUCCUCUUCGCCGACCUCACCUCCUCCGGCGCCGCCUCCGCCUCCGCUUCCCCCAUCCCCGAUCUCUUCGCCUUCUUUUCCUCCUCCGCUUUCUCCGGCUUCUCCGACACCGGCCGCGGCUUCUUCAAGGUCUACGGCGACGUCUUCGGCAGGGUGUUCGCGCAGGAGCUCGCCUACGCGCGCCGCAUGGGCGUACCGGAACCACCCGCGCCGCCCGUCAUCGGGAACCUCGACUCGCCGUACGCGCAGGUCACCGCCUUCUAUAAUUACUGGCUGGGGUUCCGCAGCGUCAUGGAUUUCGGGUGGGCGGCCGAGUGGGACGCCACGCGCGGGGAGAACCGUCGCGUCCGGAGGCUCAUGGAGGAGGACAACAAGAAGGCAAUGCACAAGGCGCGGAGGGAGUACAAUGACACGGUCAGGGGUCUGGCCGCGUUCUGCAAGAAGAGGGAUAAGAGGGUGGUGGACAUGGCGCUGAAGAAGAAGGCGGAGGAAGAAAAGAAGAAGGCGGAGGAGAAAGAGAGGAAGAAGGAGGAGGAGAAGAGGAAGAAGGAGCGGGCGAUGGCGUAUCAGGAGCCCGAGUGGGCGAGGGUGGAGGAAGAAGCGGUAUUUGACGAUGAGGAAGAAGAGAUGAGGGCCAAGAGGAAGGAGGAACUGUACUGUGUGGCGUGUAAUAAGAAGUUCAAAUCAGACAAACAGUGGAAAAACCACGAGCAGUCGAAGAAGCAUAGAGAUAAGAUUGCUGAGCUGAGAAUGGCAUUUAAGGAGGAGGAGGAGGUGGCUUUAAAGGAGGCCAGGGAGGAAGUGGAAGGCGACUGGAAUGAAGUUGAUGUAGGGUUUGAUUUCAAGCCUACACAGGAGUCGGAUGAGAGUGAAUGGUCAGAUGCUGCGGAAGAGUUGGCUGAAGAGUUGGGGGAGGGUUUGAAGGUGCAUGAUAAAGAGGAUGAUGAUAAGGAUUUUGCUAAUGCAGAUCAGGAGGUUGGUUCAUAUGACGAGACAAGUGUAUUGGAGGCGAUGCUUUCAAGCCGCAAAAACAGGAAGGGUGGUCAUGUUGUUCCUCCUGAGGAAGCUUUGUCAGACAAUGCAGAGUACGAAGAUGAUGAUAAAAGCUCUGAAUUUAACAAUGUCAAAAGGAAAGGACGCAGGAGACUUGCAUCAAAGAAGGAACAAGAUGAAGGUACUUAUGCUGAUAAUGAGCAACGUGGGAAAAGUGUGGUUCAACCUGAGGAAUCUGGUCAUGAUAAUGUCGAUGAUAAAAUGGAAGGGCCAUCAUCUUCUAAUGAAGAUGGUGUUUUGGAGGGCAAAGGAGAUCAGCAGAAAGGGAAAAACAGUAAUCCUAAAAAGAACAAAAAGAACAAGAAAGGCGCAGAAAAGAAAACAACUGUUUCUGCUGGCCAGAAGAGUACAUCAAAGGGGAAGAAGCUAAAGGAGGCCUCGAAAGCACCCAGUAAUGAUUGUGAAACGUGUGGAGGAACUUUUGAGUCGAGGAACAAAUUGUUCUCUCACUUGGAAGAAACAGGUCAUGCGAUGCUGAAGGCACGGCAGAGAAACCAUUAAUGAGGGGAUUUUCGAGCAUUGUGUCACUUGUUAAUUCCACUAGUUUGCACAUAACAGCAUGUUUUUCAUAUUCGUGGCCCAAUUUUGAUCUGUAGUGGACCAGAAUUUUCCUUUCUUCUGUGUAGCGUCCAGAUGUUGUUUUGGUUACAAUGCCUUGGUACAGAGUGAGAAAAAAAAACUGAUGGUUACAAUAACAUUAUUCAAUCGACAUAUGUGAUCCUUGUAACUCUUUUACAA